CAAAGCUUUAAUUUGUUAUUUUACUUAACAUUUUCUGCACACUAUAUUACCACAAGUAUUGGGACACCCUCCAAAUCAUUGGAUUCAGGUGUUCCAAUCACUUCCAUGGCGAAUAAAAUCAAGCACCCAGGCAUGCAGACUGCUUCUACAAACAUUUGUGAAAGAAUGGGUCGCUCUCAGGAGCUCAGUAAAUUCAAGCAUCAUACCAUGACAGGUUUCCACCUGUGCAAUAAGUCCAUUCGUGAAAUUUCCUUGCUACUAAAUAUUCCACGGUCAACUGUUAGUGGUAGUGUAACAAUGUGAAAGCAACUGGGAACAACAGCAACUUAUCCACGAAUUGGUAGGCCACGUAAAAUGAGAGUGGAGUCAGCACAUGCUGAAGUGCACAGUACGCAGAAGUCGCCAACUGUCUGCAGAGUCAAUA
Messenger RNA from Staurois parvus, 424 nucleotides. The record is from the annotation of a GenBank genome assembly. Lineage: Eukaryota; Metazoa; Chordata; Amphibia; Anura; Ranidae.